Messenger RNA from Austrofundulus limnaeus, 1368 nucleotides. It is a transcript of the gene golga5, whose product is annotated as golgin A5. NCBI's taxonomy places the organism in Eukaryota, Metazoa, Chordata, Actinopteri, Cyprinodontiformes, Rivulidae. Gene Ontology annotation, biological process: Golgi organization; retrograde transport, vesicle recycling within Golgi. Gene Ontology annotation, cellular component: Golgi membrane; Golgi cisterna. The record is from RefSeq and is a predicted model, not a curated record.
ACACGUCUGAGAGUUCAGACUCAGGCUCGGCCCCCCCUCAGGAGUCCAGCCGGCAGGAGCCCCCUCAUGCACCCGAGGGACCACAGAACCAGAUGGUGUCCAGCCUGCGUCUGGAGAACCAGCUGCUGCGCAGUGAGGUGGCUUCCCUCAACCAGGAGAUGGCCUCCGUUAUUCAGAGAGCUAAAGAUUUACAGGAUGAACUGAACCAGGCCCGUUUGCGUGCAGACAGAUGGAACUCGGAGCAGUCUCAAACGAACCACACCUUACGAGAACUUCGGUCCCACGUGGAUGACCUCACAGAAGCCCUUUCUGCCAAAGAUGGUCAACUUGCAGUUUUAAAAAUCCGACUUGAUGAAGCUGAUCAGCUUCUGAAAUCCCGCAGUGCUGCGUUAGAAGAGGUCCAGCAGGAAAAAUCAAGAAUUAUGCAGGACCACACAGAAGGGAGCAGCAUGCAGACUCAGGUUCUUGAAAGAAUACAGGAGAGGCUACAAGAGGCAGAACUGUCUGUACGAAGGGAACAAGACAGCUACCGGCAGAUGCAGAAUGAGUUUGCUGGCCGCCUGGCCAAAUUAGAAGCUGAAAGGCAGACCCUCGCAGAGACGUUGACUGCAGCGGAGCGACGAGUGUUGGAUGAGAAGCUCAGAGCCGAUGACUUUCAGCAGCAGCUGAAAAGUGCUAAAGCUGCUGCUGACUCUGCCAAGCAGGAGUUACAAGACUACAAGCACAAAGCUUCACGCAUCUUACAAUCCAAAGAGAAGCUGAUCAGCAGUUUGAAGGAAGGAUCAGGUCUGGACACUGGAGAUGGCAGCGUGACCAUGGCUCUGGAGGUGGAGGAACUUCGUCAUGAAAAGGAGCUUCAGAGGGAGGAGAAUCAAAAACUACAGGAACAAGUCUGCACACUUCGAGCAGAAAUACAGGAUUUAGAAAGUCAGGCCCUCGCAGAGGCUGAGACAUGGCGGGAGCAGCAGGUACAGUUGCAGGAGCAACAGGCCUUACAGAACCGUGCCAAGCAGGAGUUAGAGGCUGAAGUGGAACGCUACAAACAUGAGUUGCAGUACCUUGAAGAUGAACAGCAUCGAGCCAAAACCACUCUACAGAGCCAAAUCAAAUACAGAGAAGAUGAAAUCCAGAAACUCAGGAAUCAGUUGACCAAUAAGACUCUGAGCAGCAGCAGUGAGACGGAGCUGGAGAACCGGCUCCACCAGCUCACAGAGACACUCAUUCAGAAACAGACCAUGCUGGAGGCUUUGGGCACAGAGAAGAGCUCCCUGGUGUUUCAGCUGGAGCGGUUAGAGCAGCAGCUGAAGAACGCUCAGGGAGGACAGAGCGGAGGGCCGGCCAUCAACAUGASCAGCCUGGAGGGUCCAG